This is a messenger RNA of Schistocerca cancellata (South American locust), 492 nucleotides long. RefSeq lists its product as uncharacterized. The record is from RefSeq and is a predicted model, not a curated record. Bases 1 to 492 code for a protein of 163 amino acids. The transcript is spliced from 3 exons. NCBI's taxonomy places the organism in Eukaryota, Metazoa, Arthropoda, Insecta, Orthoptera, Acrididae.
AUGGUAUCUCGUCUUCACCGGAAUGAGCCGGUCUCUUUCGAGCCGGCUCUUGGGCCGCGCAGUGGCGCCUCUGACGGCAGACAGCGGCAGCCGCACCGCACGCUCGCUCGUGGUGCUGACGUCACGCGACGCGUGCGUGCCACGUGCCAGACGCACUUCCUGGCGGCCGCUCUCACGCACCAGUUCAACCCCUGGGUGGGCGAGUGGGUGGGCGAGUGGGUGGGCGAGUGGGUGGGCGAGUGGGUGGGCGAGUGGGUGGGCGAGUGGGUGGGCGAGUGGGUGGGCGAGUGGGUGGGCGAGUGGGUGGGCGAGUGGGUGGGCGAGUGGGUGGGCGAGUGGGUGGGCGAGUGGGUGGGCGAGUGGGUGGGCGAGUGGGUGGGCGAGUGGGUGGGCGAGUGGGUGGGCGAGUGGGUGGGCGAGUGGGUGGGCGAGUGGGUGGGCGAGUGGGUGGGCGAGUGGGUGGGCGAGUGGGUGGGCGGGUGGGAUCUUUAG